Messenger RNA from Vanessa atalanta (red admiral), 1139 nucleotides. RefSeq lists its product as uncharacterized. Bases 199 to 729 code for a protein of 176 amino acids. The transcript is spliced from 5 exons. NCBI's taxonomy places the organism in Eukaryota, Metazoa, Arthropoda, Insecta, Lepidoptera, Nymphalidae. The record is from RefSeq and is a predicted model, not a curated record.
GUCAUUUAUCGUAACGUGGAAAAGUACGAAUUAAAUUCAAGUAUGGCAAGUCUCGAUGUUUUCAAAGUGUGUUCUCAGGACUUAGAGGCGCAUAGAAGUCUCGGCUAUUCGCUUGUUUAAUUGUCAAAAUCACAGAUAAUCUCGUGACAGAUACGAUACGCACCGCGACCCAGAUUCUAGGUCUUUUCGCGCGUCGAGAUGUGGUGCAGGCGUCAAGCUGCGGCGGCCAUUUUGCCGUUGCUGUUAGCUGGUUGGUUGACGGGCGAAUCAUCGGAAGCGUUGACUACAUUUGGAAAAAGCAAUACGCAACCACCGAAAGAAGUCGCACCGACGGCUCCGCCAGCUCGACAGUGCAACCGCCAAGCGGAAUGCGCUGGAAUCAGCAGCUCUUCGUGCGUCAGGACGCAUUACGAUCCGGUCACAAGAUGUCUGUGUGGAGACAACCUGCCUCCAGUGAAUGGCCAGUGUGAAGCGGUUACGAAAGUGCUUUACCACGUGUGCGCGAACAGUGACGAAUGCAAUGACGGCCUCAUUUGCGGAACGCCCAACAUCACCGGAUCUGCGCCAGCUCAUCUUCGCGUCCACUCGCCACAGGAUAAGAUAUGUCUGUGCGACACCGAGAGCGGCUACAGGGAAAAGGAACACACGUGUAGUGAUGCGGACAUCCUUAAAACUUCAAUAAUCGCCGUGAUCUUCGUAACCUGCUUAAGGAAAAUGCUCGUCAACUAACUCAGGAGAAUUUCGCACGAUUUAUAUUUAUUAUUGUAGGCCUUUAUGGGAUUGAACACAUAUGCACAACAAUAUUAAAACGACUAUGAAAUCAUCUAUCUUUAAAGUAAUCUUUAAAGUAAAUCUUUAAAGUAAGUGAUUUAAUUCUCUUUGUUAAAGUAAUCUCUUAUGUGUACAUGUAACUUUAGCUUAAUAGCUAAGUAGCGCAAGUGUGGUCAAUCCUUUAUGCUUCUGAUAUAAUUAUUUUAAUAGCAUUCAAUGAUAAAUAGUGAUUACUAUUUUGUUUUCUACUUAAAAAAUCUUUUUUUUUUAUUGCUCCACAAAGUAGUAAAGAAAACUUGGUAAAAUUUACCAAGAGGUCAUACAAAUUACUCAAAAGAAAAAAUAAAGAAAUUGAUAGCCGUUUAUCA